AUGAAAAGCACACUUGCAGCUUCUUCAGGUGAAGUGUCAGUCCCGAUCGCAGUGAGAAAAGUGGUCGGCAAAUGGCUCUUUGGUUGUGCAGGAAUGGUUUUUGGAGCCGUCGUUUUAGGCGGAGUUACAAGAUUAACUGAGUCUGGUCUCUCGAUGGUUGAUUGGAAAUUACUCAAAGAUAUGAAGCCUCCCCGAACACAAGAAGAAUGGAUUGAAGAAUUUGAAAGAUAUAAAUUGUUUCCUGAAUACAAAUUUGUAAUCACCGAAAGAGAGAUGACACUAAAUGAUUUCAAGUUCAUUUACUACAUGGAGUACGCACAUCGUAUGUGGGGUCGUUUAACAGGUGUUGCUUUUAUCCUGCCUGCAAUAUAUUUCUGGAGAAAGGGCUACUUCGCUGCUGGUAUGAAGUCGAAGGUCGUCGUUAUGACAGCACUUUUGGGAUUUCAAUCAAUUGUUUUUUUUUUUUCUUUCUUUUUUUUUUUUCUCUGUCAUUCUUCUUUCUUCUUUUCUUCAUUUUUCUUCAUUUUUUUUUUUUUUUUUUUCUUUUUUUUCUUUUUUCUUCUUUUUUUCUUUUUUCUUCUUCUUCUUCUCUUCUUCUUCUCUUCUUUUUUUUUUUUCUUCUUUUUUCUUCUUCUUUAUGUUUCUUCUUCUUCUUCUUCUUCUUCUUCUUCUUUUUUCUUCUUCUUUUUCUUCUUCUUCUUUUUCUUCUUUUUUUCUUUUUUUUUUUCUUUUUAA
This is a messenger RNA of Acanthosepion pharaonis, 735 nucleotides long. The record is from the annotation of a GenBank genome assembly. NCBI's taxonomy places the organism in Eukaryota, Metazoa, Mollusca, Cephalopoda, Sepiida, Sepiidae.